Hirundo rustica (Barn swallow) is the source of this 2814-nucleotide messenger RNA. RefSeq names its product glial fibrillary acidic protein (gene GFAP). NCBI's taxonomy places the organism in Eukaryota, Metazoa, Chordata, Aves, Passeriformes, Hirundinidae. The transcript is spliced from 9 exons. The record is from RefSeq and is a predicted model, not a curated record. Gene Ontology annotation, biological process: regulation of chaperone-mediated autophagy; intermediate filament organization. The coding region runs from base 1 to 1302 and encodes 433 amino acids. Gene Ontology annotation, cellular component: cytoplasm; intermediate filament; cell projection. Gene Ontology annotation, molecular function: structural constituent of cytoskeleton.
AUGGAGAGCCGGCGCCCGCCCUCCUACGGCCGCCGCUUCGGCCCCGCCGUGCCCGGGUACCGGGUGCCCCCCUCCAGCGCCCCGGGCCGGCCCCGGGCGCUCCGCAGCGCCCAGCUGAGCGCUCCUGCUCCCCGCAUGGGCUCCGGCAAGGUGGACUUCUCGCUGGCCGCGGCGCUCAACUCGGAGUUCAGGGAGACGCGCACCAACGAGAAGGUGGAGAUGAUGGAGCUCAACGACCGCUUCGCCAGCUACAUCGAGAAGGUGCGGCUGCUGGAGCAGCAGAACAAGGUGCUGGUGGUGGAGCUGGACCAGGCGCGGGGCCGGGAGCCCUCCCGCACGGCCGAUAUCUGCCAGGAGGAGCUGCGGGAGCUGCGGCGCCGCCUGGAGCACUUGGCCACCGCCAAGGCCCGGCUGGAGGUGGAGAGGGACAACCUGGCCGAGGACCUCGGCAGCCUCCAGCAGAAGCUGCAGGACGAGGUGACCCUGAGGCUGGAGGCCGAGAGCAACCUGGCUGCCUACAGGCAGGACGUGGACAACGCUGCCUUGGCUCGCCUGGACCUGGAGCGGCGCGUGGGGACCCUGCAGGACGAGAUCGCCUUCCUCCGCAAGGUCCACGAGGAGGAGCUGCGGGAGCUGCAGGAGCAGCUGGCCCGGCAGCGGGUGCAUGUCGAGGUGGACGCGAGCAAGCCGGACCUGACGGCCGCCCUGCACGACAUCCGCAGCCAGUACGAGGCCGUGGCCGCCAGCAACAUCCAGGAGACCGAGGAGUGGUACAAGUCCAAGUUUGCAGAUCUGAUGGACGCGGCCGCCCGGCACGCCGAGGCCUUGAGGGCGGCCAAGCAGGAGGCCAACGAGUACCGGCGCCAGCUCCAGGCCCUCACCUGCGACCUGGAGGCUCUGCGGGGCUCGAACGAGUCCCUGGAGAGGCAGCUGCGGGAGCUGGAGGAGCGCUAUGCCCUGGAGACGGCCGGCUACCAGGACACAGUGGUGCGGCUGGAGGAGGACAUCCGCAGCCUCAAGGAGGAGAUGGCCCAGCACCUGCAGGACUACCAGGACCUGCUCAACGUCAAGCUGGCCCUCGACAUCGAGAUCGCCACGUACCGCAAGCUGCUGGAGGGCGAGGAGAGCAGGAUCAACAUCCCUGUGCGGAGCUUCUCCAACCUGCAGAUCCGAGAGACCAGCCUGGACACCAAAUCUGUGUCAGAAGCCCACGUGAAGCGGAGCAUCGUGGUCAAAACUGUGGAGACCCGAGAUGGAGAGGUGCUGAAGGAGUCCAAGCAGGAGCACAAGGAGGUGCCGUAGCGUGGAGCAGCCGCAGCAGCCGCAGCUCCGUAGGUCCCGCCCGGGCCGGGCACGGGGCACGGGAGGGUCCGGUGGCGCUUCGGCGGGGGCAUCUCCCUCCCGUGCCCCGUGCCCAGCUCCGGUGGCACCCGGUUAGGGGCUGGCAGCCAGCAGAGCACCGGGCAGCACCCGGGAAGGUCCAGCGGACCCUGCCUGCCUCAUCCUGGGUCUCGAGGGAGAGUCUGUCUUGUUUCCAUCUCCCUGCACUGUAAGACAACACGGUGGUGCCAAGAGCAUCUCCCUGCAUCCACUCUCUGGUCUGGGAGACCUCCCUGGAUCUUCCCAGUGCACCCAGACCCUGAGCAUCCUCGGUGGGGGGAUGCAGGGUGCGAGGUACCUGCAGGAGAGGGACAUUUCCCUGACACCAAGAGCUGGGUGAGCUCAGCUGGGAGGCAGGGGCAGGAGGAAGGGAAGGACGGAGAAGCAGGAGUGGAGGAAGGUGAGGGUGGAAAAUCAGGGGCAGGAGGAUGGGGAGGGUGGAGAAGCAGGAUGCUCUUGGGGUGGUAUCAAGGGGUGGCAUCAGGAGGGGUUCCUGAUGGCUGCUGGGGUGUCCAGCAUGGGUUGUGGGGCUCCACAGUGGCCUCAAGUCUUCUCCUGGCAUGGAGCCAUGGGACUGUCCUGAUCCCACUGGGUGACUGCCACCAAGGUGUCACCAACACUGGCAGGGCAAAGCAGACCCGAGGGGCUCCUGGUGAGGGGUGACCCAGGGCCCUAUGGCAGGGGAAAAUGGAGAGGAGAGGGCUGCAGAGGAGGAGGAGGAGGGGGCACCUAUGAGGGUCUCACAGCACAAGGAGCCACCUGCAACCAAGGAGUGACGGGGGAGUCUCGUCACUUGGGGGUCACACUGGGAGCCAGGGGCUCGGGAAUGGGGCUGCCCCAGCCGCAGUCCGUGCCCCACCCAGAGCCCGAGUCACCCCCUCCGCGGGCAUUCAGGAUGGGAUUGGGAGAACUCCCUCAUCCCCGGGCUGCCUGGGGCCCUGUCCCGCACUUGUCCUCCCCCAGAGCAGCACACGCCCCCAGGGCCAGUGCCCAGCCCGGUGCUCACCCACAGCCCCGUCCCCCCUUUGCUGCACCACUGACCACGAGCAGGACCUGCCUGAUGCCACCUGGCAGAGGAACAGCGACCCAGCAGCGCUCCCCGUGCCCUGUCAGCCUUCGGGAGGAGCACACAGCUGCCCUUGGGUGCCAUCCCCUCUGUCCCCUCUGUCCCCUCUGUCCCCUCUGUCCCCUCGGUCCCCUCGGUCCCCUCUGUCCCCUUGGCCAGGCGCUGAGCAGCUUUGCUCUGACUGCAGAAACACAACACCAGCCCCAAAACGGCCAUUCCCAGGGCAGGAGGUGUUGUGGGAGAGCUGGAUGGGAAUGCAGGGGGAUGGUGCAGGGCUGGGGCACCACGAGCAGCCUCCCUUGCUACCGAAUUAAUGCACUAACGCCGCCGCAGCUCGGGAUGAGAAUAAAGCUAAUGAACACACUGAG